Messenger RNA from Anguilla anguilla (European eel), 1537 nucleotides. RefSeq lists its product as uncharacterized. NCBI's taxonomy places the organism in Eukaryota, Metazoa, Chordata, Actinopteri, Anguilliformes, Anguillidae. The transcript has 2 exons. Bases 329 to 1537 code for a protein of 402 amino acids. The record is from RefSeq and is a predicted model, not a curated record.
GGAACACUCCUGAGUUUGUGCUAUUUUUGGAUGCUCCGUCCGCCGGACGGGGCGACUUUUCUGUUCUUAAGAGAGCUUGUUGAUGACUUGUUGCCAUGUGUCCCUGGUUUGUGACUUGUCGGGUACAUGUGUUAUAGAGUGUGGACUGUCUCCUUGCUUGCUUAGCUAGGCAAUUACAUAGCUGUUCUGCGAGUGCUCGGGCAAUUAAACGGCGAUAAGAGCCUUCAGCACGUAGGUAGCUACCGUGGCAGAGGACGUGGGGCUUUGUGGGUGGAGCUGAGGUGACGGCCAGAGGUCCCGGGGGAAGCGUCGAGGGGGCCCCGGACCAAUGGCGAGCGGGGACCGGGUCCGGCCGGACCCCGCGAUCGGAUUCCCGGCCCCCUGGGCGGCGGCGGCCAGCUGUGGCCAAUUUUCAGGCCAUCGCUUCUCGGCCUUUUGGCUAAGUUUUUCAAAACUUAUAAGGAAGGCGAUGAACAACAUAGAAGAUGGAGUGCCGACCCACCGGGUGCGGCUGCGCAACACUGUACGAUUUGAAGUGACGGAGGAGCAGCGGAAAGUGGUCACGCUGGAGUUUUUUGUGGAGAAGAUUGUGAGAGGAUUGUUUGAAGUGGAUCAGGAGAGUGUGUUUUGCCUCCAAGAUGUGCCCAGCAAAGAGAGGCAGCGCACGUAUGCAGAGAUGGUGAGAGGAGGAAGUGCAGCUGUGGACGAGGAAGCAGCGCCCACUAGUGGAAGAGAUGGAAGGAGUGUUGGGGAGACUGCUACCAAAGGGGGAUCGGCGCUAGGUGAGGCUCAUGCCGGAGCAGUAGAGGAGGAGAUGAGUGCAGAGGUGGAUUCCGGAAAGGGGGCAAGGAAGGGAUCAGUUCCCGGGUCUUUGGCUGCUUCAGCUCUAAUUCCAGAGCAACCUGUUUCGGCUGAGGCACCGGUACGGCCCCCAUUGAGAGAUCUGGUUACAGCUCCUGUGGGUGCUUCGGUUCCGGUGGUUCCAGUGUUUCUGGUGAGCCCGGAGGCUAUUCCGGGCCCUAGUUCUGCUGGGUUGAGCAGUGUCCAGAGGUUUCGGCGGGCGGCAGAUGUUCUUCGGGAGAAGCAGGCGGGAGCGGAUGACGCACCAGUUGAGACCCCAGAGCUUAUUUCAAAGGAGAAGGUGUCAGAAGGCGCUCUUUCAGCAUCUGCGGAGGAGGUGGCGGGGCACGCCUCGGGGGACGUGGACACUCCCACUCUUUGGGGGGACUCUGACCCCCCUGAGGGGAGCAGUGGAAUGGACUGGGCGAGAGUGACGGGGAGAAAGCGGGCUUCCGUGGAGAUGGAGAAUCCCCAUAAAUUUUUUAAGACUGGGUUGCAAGUGUCGCUCACUAACCGGUAUAAGGCCCUGUCAGAUGCCUCAGGGGCUUCUCAGUCAGGAGGCGAGUCGGACAUUGACCUGGCAGGAGGGUCUCCCUCUGUGGAGUUGGAGUGGGACAUGGAGGGAUUUGAGCAGGUAAUAGGGAUGGCCCCUGGUCCCUCGGGUGAAAGGGGUGUGGGGGAAGAGGGAGGAAAAUAA